AUGGAUCACAGUUCAGAUGAGGAGAUAAAUGCAAGCGGAUCUGAUUCUGAAAUGGACGAGUAUGAAAAUGAAGCAUAUGAAGAACUGAAGAAUGGGAACCUGCGUGUGAAAAUUUCUGAUGAGACUUUUGCUUGCCCCUUCUGCUCCCAGAAGAAAAGGCGUGAUUACCUUUACAAGGAUCUCCUGCAACAUGCUUCAGGGGUAGGCAAGAGUUGCUCAGAGAAAAGAAGUGCUAAGGAGAAGGCUAAUCACCUUGCACUGGUUAAGUAUUUGGAAAAGGACAUAACAGCUGCUGGUAGUACAUCAAAACCUGUGGGUGAGACUGAUCCUCAUAGUGAUUGUAGCCAUGCGGAGGAAAUGGAUAUAAGCCAAUCUGAAAUGGAGGAGUGUGAAGAUAAAUCUUAUGAAGAACUGAAGAAUGGAAAUCAUCAAGUGAAAAUUUCAGAUGAGACUUUUACUUGUCCGUACUGCCCUUCCAGGAAGAGAAAGCAUGAGUACGUAUACCAGGACCUCCUCCAGCAUGCUACUGGGGUGGGCAAGAGUCUGUCAGAGAGAAGGACUGCCAAGGAGAAGGCAGAUCACCUCGCAUUAGUUAAGUACUUGGAAAAGGAUCUAGCAGCUGCAGGCAGUUCAUCUAAACCAGCAGGCGUGACUGACAAUCUUAGCGGUUGCAGUCAAAACGAUAAGUUUGUGUGGCCUUGGACAGGUAUUGCGGUUAACCUUCCUACUACGAGGGCUGAGGAUGGGCGAUUUGUAGGGGAAAGCGGAUCUAAGUUCAGGGAUGCGUUGAUAAGUAGAGGGUUUAACCCAACAAGAGUUCAUCCGCUGUGGAACUUUCGAGGCCAUUCAGGAACUGCUGCUGUGGAAUUUAACAAAGACUGGCCUGGUUUGCACAAUGCCCUUUCCUUUGAAAAGGCUUAUGAGGCCGAUCAACAUGGGAAAAAGGAAUGGUUUGCUAGUAAUGGGGAAAAGUCUGGUAUCUACUGUUGGGUUGCACGUGCUGAUGACUAUAAUUCUAACAAUAUUAUUGGAGAACACUUAAGAAAAAUUGGUGACCUUAGAACAAUUUCUGAUCUCAUAGAGGAAGAAGCCCGAAAGCAGGACAAACUUGUAUCCAAUCUCACAAAUGUUAUUGAAACAAAGAAUAGGCACUUGAAAGAGAUGGAGUUAAGAUGUUCAGAGACUUCAGCCUCCCUCAACAAGUUGGUUCAAGAGAAAGAGAAGCUUCUUCAUGCUUACAAUGAAGAGAUAAGAAAAAUUCAAACGAGUGCAAGGGAUCACUUUCAGAAGAUAUUGACUGACCAUGAAAAGAUUAAGUUGCAACUAGAAUCUCAGAAAAAAGAGCUUGAGAGGCGUGGAUCAGAAUUGGAGAAGCGUGAGGCGAAAAAUGAAAGCGACAGACGAAUUCUUUCUGAAGAGAUUGAAAAGAAUGCCGUUAGAAACAGCUCACUUGAUUUGGCUGCUUUGGAGCAACAAAAGGCUGACGAUGAUGUCUUAAAACUGGCUGAAGAUCAGAAGAGACAAAAAGAGGAGCUUCACAAUAGAAUCAUUAAAUUGGAAAAGCAACUGGAUGCAAAACAAGCACUGGAGCUGGAAAUAGAGCGACUCCGAGGUGCAUUAAAUGUGAUGAAGCACAUGGAGGAGGAUGGUGAUGUAGAAGUUCUGAGAAAGAUGGAUGCAAUAAUAACAGAUUUGAGAGAAAAGGAAGGAGAACUCAAUGACUUAGAAGCUCUGAACCAAACUCUUAUUGUAAGGGAACGCAAGAACAAUGAUGAGCUUCAGGAUGCCCGCAAAGAACUAAUUAAUGGCUUGAAAGAGAUAGCAAAUCGUGCUCAUAUUGGUGUAAAGAGAAUGGGAGAACUUGACAGUAAACCAUUCCUUGAAGCAAUGAAGAGAAACUAUAACAAUGAAGAAGCAGAGGAAAGAGCUUCAGAAAUUUGCUCAUUGUGGGAGGAAUAUCUUAAAGAUCCAGAUUGGCAUCCUUUCAAAGUUGUUAUGGUUGAUGGGAAACAUCAGGAAAUAAUCGAUGAAGAAGAUGAAAAAUUAAGCCGUCUGAGGGAUGAGAUGGGUGAUGAAGCUUACCUGUCUGUGGCAGCAUCCUUAAUUCAGGUAAAUGAAUACAACCCCAGUGGCAGAUACAUAAUCUCAGAGUUGUGGAACUACAAAGAAGGGAGAAAGGCAUCUCUGGGAGAGGGAGUCUCAUUUUUAUUGAACAAAUGGAAAGCACUUAAGCGCAAGAGGGAAUGUUGA
Molecule: messenger RNA, 2250 nt
Organism: Dovyalis caffra
Lineage: Eukaryota; Viridiplantae; Streptophyta; Magnoliopsida; Malpighiales; Salicaceae
Source: the annotation of a GenBank genome assembly